AUGGAAAUCGUCCCGGACCCGGUGAGGAAACCGACAGUCCCGGAGCCCGAGGACUAUGUCAACCCCUUGCAGAGCAGUUCCCGCUGGUCCCUGAACGCGCGGGCUCAGGCCAUCCGCUAUGCCUCCAGUCUCGGCUUCAGCAUCGCCAACCGCACCGAGCCUGCGGCUCCCACGCCGUCCACCGAGUUCUGGGCCGACUCCACGCUCGCCGCAUGCAAGGGACCCAAGAAGAUCAGGGUCGAGGUGUGGACGCCGCCGCGUCUGGCCGUCGGGCCUCGUGCCGCCGUUGUGGCUCUCCACGGGGGCGGAUGGAUCCUCGGCCAGGGCACCGACAGCGCGCGAUGGGCAUGUGCGGUCAUGACCUCGCUCGAUGCCGUUGUCUUCACUGUCAACUACCGCCUGGCUCCCACCUACCCGUUCCCAACCCCCGUUGAGGAUUGUGUCGACGCCAUUUGCCAAAUAGCGAAGCGCGCCGCACAAUUCGGCAUCGACCCCAACCGCAUCAUCCUCUCGGGCUUCUCCGCCGGUGGCACCAUGACCCUCGCCAGCUGGAUCAUCAUGCAGGAGCCGGAGCGUUGGAAUUACACGCUGCCUUUUAUCCCCCCACGCAUCACGGGGCUCGUUCUCUUCUAUCCCGGCUUGGACUUCACCAUCCCCAGGCAAGAAAAGAGGCUGAGCUGUUCCCGUCCCGAUCUCACGCUUUCCAAGGGACUGACGGACCUCAUCGAUGCCUCAUACGUCUAUCCUCCCAUCCCUCGCCCCCUGCGUGCCGACCUCAGACUCUCCCCCGGCCUGCUGCCUGACGAACUCGUGGCGAAGCUGCCACCUGUCCAUCUAUGCCUGUGCGAAUACGAUAUGCUUCUCGCCGAAGGCCUCCGUUUCGCAGACAGGUUAAAGAAGAUGGACAAGACACUCACUCUGCGAGUCGUCGCCAAGGAGAAGCACGCAUGGGACUGCCCUCCGCCAAUGGUACAAAAGGAGAGCGUCGAGGUCGAAUACGGAGAGGCGACGCAGGCCAUAGCCAACUGGCUGGGUCAGCAGCACGACACGGACAGGGAGUCGAUGCGGUCCAUGAAGACGAAGCGUUUGAAGAUCCCCCGGCCGAGCCUCAUGCCGCUUAGCUACCAGAUACGGAAAACAUGGUAA
Trichoderma citrinoviride is the source of this 1146-nucleotide messenger RNA. RefSeq names its product alpha/beta-hydrolase. The transcript has 2 exons. Gene Ontology annotation, molecular function: hydrolase activity. NCBI's taxonomy places the organism in Eukaryota, Fungi, Ascomycota, Sordariomycetes, Hypocreales, Hypocreaceae. The record is from RefSeq and is a predicted model, not a curated record. Bases 1 to 1146 code for a protein of 381 amino acids.